CUGUCGUCGAUGUAAAUAGUGUUGAUCCAAAACAAUUAGCUCAUAUUAGAAAACAACGUAUACAUGAACAAAAACGACGUGAAAUCGAACGGUACAUUAAAAUAUUUAGUAUAACAUUUGAUUCAGAGUACAUUCGAGCAUUGAAAACAACAUUGCGAGAACGUUGUUCGAAACGUGGUAUUAAUGUACCAACAUUAUGUUCAUGUCAUUCAACUAUUUGGGAUGCUGAUCCAAUGGCAUGUUCACAAAAUUGUUCGUUUUAUCGAAAUCCCACAGCAUUUGCAACAUCACUUCAUAGUUUACUCACAUCAUGUCAAGCCACAAAUUAA
Messenger RNA from Adineta steineri, 329 nucleotides. NCBI's taxonomy places the organism in Eukaryota, Metazoa, Rotifera, Eurotatoria, Adinetida, Adinetidae. The record is from the annotation of a GenBank genome assembly.